ACUAGUAGUGGAGUACUAGUAUUUAUUAGCGAGCAAUAGUUAGAUAUAUAGAUGCAUGUUCAUACCUAAUCUCUGCCUCUUCCCUCAACAAAAAAGAUCUUACUCUCCUCCCUUACUCUAGUUCACCACCACCAUCUCCUGGUUCAUUUUCCGACCGUUUUACCUCUCCUUUCAAUUUUGGAAGAACAUCAAAGGUUGAAAGAAAUGCGUGCAAUAAGUAGUGGGGUUUUCUGGUCUGUGUUGAUUCUUUUAUUCACCUCUAGUCUCCAUCAACAACUUAGAUUGUUCAUGGUGUCGGCGGAAGAUAUGAUGCCGCUGGUGGAGCUGGGGAAGGAGGAGGUGAUGGUGAUGGUGAAUGAUAGCAGAAGGAAAUUGGGGAGCUUUCAGAUUUGUUCACUAUGCACUUGCUGUGGAGGUGCAAGCAGAAGCUACUGUUUGCCAUCUCCAUGCUGCUAUGCAAUCAAUUGCAACAUUCCAAACAGGCCAUUUGGAUUCUGUUCUUUCACUCCCAAGACUUGUAAUUGCUUUGGAUGCCAUAUCUAAUUCUUGAUAUUGUUUUUUUAGUUGAGUCUUGUUUGGAAGAGGGAGAAAGUCUAUAUCUGCUCCUUUUUCCUGCUAGUUUAUAUAGUAAAUGUUUAUUAUUUGUUUGAGGGGCAGCUAGCUAUUUCCAGGUAAUUGUUUUGCUCUUCCGAGCUCUUUCUAGGAAAAGGUUAGCUAGAUUUAGCUGAAGCAGCAAAAGCAGUAGUGCAAUAUUUUGGUUCUAAGUUCUAAAGAAUGAUUGUUGAUGGGUUGCAAAUGCAAUUUUUAUCUUGUAAAAUGAAGAUUUAGUGAAGUGAUGAUUUGCAUUA
Molecule: messenger RNA, 848 nt
Organism: Salvia hispanica
Lineage: Eukaryota; Viridiplantae; Streptophyta; Magnoliopsida; Lamiales; Lamiaceae
Product: ubiquitin carboxyl-terminal hydrolase
Source: RefSeq, a predicted model, not a curated record